This is a messenger RNA of Fraxinus pennsylvanica, 513 nucleotides long. NCBI's taxonomy places the organism in Eukaryota, Viridiplantae, Streptophyta, Magnoliopsida, Lamiales, Oleaceae. The record is from the annotation of a GenBank genome assembly.
AUGGAGGAGUUGGUUGGUGUUACUGCUUGUGUUACUGAAAACAGGAGUUGUUGUUUGAGAUGUGUGGUGGCGGUGGCGUCAUUGUCUGUAGAAGGCGGCUUCAAGAUGGUGGUGGAGGAAGAAGUGGUGGCAGUUCUUGGUUUGUGUAACUGGUUACUGCAUGGGGGUGUUCUUGCUAUUGCAAGUUCUGUGUUGGUCCCAGGGGUUGAUGCUGUGGUAGCCUUCUAUGGUGUGCCUUCACCAGAACUUGCAGAUCCUCUCCAUGCUAAGGCACCAGUGCAAACACAUUUUGAGAAUUUGUACAAUGUCUUUUUGAACAUUAGAGAUGAUGAAGCAGAGCAUUGUAAGACAAUGAAAGCCUGUCAGACUCAUGGAAGCAUCCGCUCUCCUCACUCGUAUCCAGACGAUGCACGGGAUAAUGAUUUGGGUUGUAUAGUUCCUGAGGCAGACUGUGAAGGCAUUGUAGAUUGUAUCAAGAAAUCUGUCAAAGACUCCGGUGCAAAGAAAAAGUGA